ACGAAUGGAUAUGUUCGCAACACGAUGUUGUUUGUUGUUGGGCGCGAAUGUAAUGUUGUAAAACUUCAUUUAUUGCGGUAAUGGGAAAUCGCGACGGUAAAUGCACAUUUUUCCUGUGGGAAUUCUACUUCUGGCUCUGUAGGUUCUGGGGAAUAAUUACAGCUAUUGCACUAUGGGGAAUCAGUGUGGAGGAAGCUUUCUAUGGUCGAUAUGUUGGAUUCAUUCUCUUAAUUGAAGCUGUGAUCGUAACUUUUCUAGAGGUUGUGUUUUUCAUUGAUUUUUGUGUGAAAAUAUUUAAAAGUAGUGAUGAUGAUGAAGAAUCUGUUUCCUGUUGUCUUAAAAUCUGGAUGUGUUUUCUGUGGCUGGACAAUUGGAAGAAAGGAGUAUUUUAUUUGGUUUUAGCUGUGCCUUGUUUUAUAGAACCUAAUGAUGCCUGGCUGGCCAUUAUAUCGGGUGUAAUGCUGAUGAUGAGUGCUAUAUUUUAUGUAAUAAAAACCUUCGGGAGCACGAGUGAGGACACCCAUCAAAAGCUACCACAAGAAACAACGUAUGAUAGGUUUGAUGAUAUCCAGGAGGAUCUUGAGGAUAACAUAUUAAAUCCCAUAGAUGAUGGAGCUUUGGUGUGUGUGGCUGACCAGCAGGAGAUCCUGGAGCUCUGAACGCAUACUCCGAGUGUGCUAUUUAAUAUUCACAUUGCAUUCCUUUGCAUGUGUGUUCAGCAAGUGUAUUUUGUCUCCCUUGUUGUAGUGCUUGUGUCUGUUGUGAGUGGCCUCAUUGUUUUGUGGUUUCUUGUGAGGAAGUGUGACAGUUGGUGUGGUAUACAAUGCAGAAAGAUUGUGGUUACAAAGUCCAACCAUCCUAUUGGAAAAAUAACCUUAUACCAGUAAUAUCAUCUUCAAAUAACCUAAGGGACUUGACAUGUGUCUGUUUCAGCUAGCUAAUAACAGGAUUAGAUGUUCAAGUUAGCUAAUAACAGGAUUAGAUGUUCAAGUUAGCUAAUAACAGGAUUAGAUGUUCAAGUUAGCUAAUAACAGGAUUAGAUGUUCAAGUUAGCUAAUAACAGGAUUAGAUGUUCAAGUUAGCUAAUAACAGGAUUAGAUGUUCAAGUUAGCUAAUAACAGGAUUAGAUGUUCAAGUUAGCUAAUAACAGGAUUAGAUGUUCAAGUUAGCUAAUAACAGGAUAGAUGUUCAAGUUAGCUAAUAACAGGAUUAGAUGUUCAAGUUAGCUAAUAACAGGAUAGAUGUUCAAGUUAGCUAAUAACAGGAUUAGAUGUUCAAGUUAGCUAAUAACAGGAUUAGAUGUUCACAAUACCAUUCUUUGUCAAAAUACCAAUGUACUGUAAACCAUCUUUAGUAUUUCCUGCAUUUUCAUGAUUGAAAAUGACAUUGUAAAAGUUGAUAGCUGAGAAUAGAGGUAGUAAUGCUUCAUCUCUGAUGCCAUAAUUACUUUGUCAAAGUACAGUAUAAUGCUGACCGUAAUGUUUACAUUAACGUUUGAGUACGAGUACAAAUUUGUUUGCAUUAUGAAAAGAAAAAGAAAAAAGAAUAUUCCACUUUGGCAAAAUUGAUCAUGAAAGCUUGUUGUCAUAUGGAAAUUGCAGAUGUUAACCACAAAAGAAAGUUGGUUUACAAUAACUUUAUUGAAAACAAAAAAUCCAUGCAUGUUCCCAUUUCACAUGUGUUGCAGUAUUAAAGCAGUUGUACACAUCAAAAUAUAUAUACCGCCCUGUGGCGUUGAUAUUGAUCUGACAAGGGCUUCGAACAAAACCCAUUAUUUAAUAUCCUAUUUUAAUAACACUAAUAACCAUUUGUUAUAUUCUUUAAUCAUAAAACUUAGUGCUUUAAAUUGGCGUGCAAGAUGAAUGUAUGUUCAGUAUAAAAGUCCACGACUAUGGAAUCCAAAUUUAUAGAUGUUUUAUCCAAUGUAUGUAAUGUAUGACAGUAUCAGUACAAUAGCUCAUUUCACUGACAUCUACGAUCAGAUCAUGUAGUUUAUAUCAGAUUAUUUUCAGUUUUAAAAUGGAAUUUUAUCAUUUUAAUUCUCAAUGUUUUAUUGGUGAUUUUUUCUGUUUUUCUAGUCAAAACAGGUGUUUAACUUGAAAUACUAUUCAUCACUAAAAAGUGAAAAAUAUCCUGAUAUGCAGUAAGUUUGCUCCAUCAUCUAAAGUUUGUUAUUGACAUUCAUGGUCCGUACGCCAACUAUGUUCCCAUAUCGUUACCAGGGUAAAGUCACAAAGAAUAUCCCCCUCAUGUCUGUAUCUCUCACCAGGGCCCAAAUAUUCAUUUAAACUGUCCGAGAGAUGGUAUAUUUUUUGCAUUUAGAUUACGGAUUUAUUAUCAUCAUUUUUUUUUUUUUUUUUUGCAUUUGGGGUAUUUGAUAUUUUAAAAGAAACUGAGAUGACCAAUUUAUAUUGUUGGUUUUAUCAAAGUUUGGAAUUUCUAAUUUAACAGUUUUAUUUGAAAAUUAAAAGUGAAACUGGAGGGAGUAUAGGUUUCUUGUACGUAUGUACCCGGUACGCAACACCAAAGAUCGUCAGCACUCCAGUGGCUUCAUUCCUCGAGUGAUUUUGAUCAAACAAUGAUAAAGGACCAUAAUAUUUCAGAUAAGUUUGAGCUUCAAGGAUUUUUAGUCAAGGUCACUGUUACUAUUUUUAGCGGGGGCCAGCAGGGGACCUGUAUUGCUUUAGCAAUACCCAGUAUGCUUGUUUUAGUUCAUAUAUUUAUUCAAAGCCUUAGACUAUCAUACCUUAUUAUGUUUUUCAGUCAACAUAAGUGGUAGCAUCUAAUAGGUGUUUAUAAUUAUGCCGAAGACACCAACAUCUCCAAUGGACUGACAUCUAAUUAUAGGUUAACAUAUUUAUAAAAACCCUUUAUUUUCUAUGAUCUGUCUACUGAAAGAAUCUCCAUAACCAUUUUGAUUUUAAUAUGCAAAUUUAUUAAAGUUAGUUGUUGUUUCAGUACCUAUUUAUUUAUAUGUUUCACUUCUCACUGUGUUUUAAUUAGAUUUGUUAAAUUCACUAUUAUACCAGACUUUUUCUUUAGCAUUUGUUUCUUCUGUGUAUUUUGCACUGAAUUAACUUUCAGUAAUCUCUGAAAGAAGUAUGAUCAUUUUGUAAUGAACAUUUUUGUAAUAUUUCUGCUUUUCACAUUAGAAGUGCUAUUUGUUUUCUAUCAUCUUGAACCAUUCCUGGUUGAUUCUGCACAUACCCUGGUGUUUGUACCUGAAGGGCUGCUUCUCACCAGGGCACACAGGUCAAGGACACUUGAAGGGCUGCUUCACACCAGGGCACACAGGUCAAGGACACCAUUCUAGGGUUUACUCAAAUCACAAUGAGUUAAACAGUCUCCCUUACCCAAUUCCAAUGAGAUUUUUCAAAUUCAGAUGAGAUUUUUUUCUCUCACUUUUAAUUUUUGAAUGAGAUUUUCAGCAUUAUGUUAUAUCAAAUUAACAGUUAUUUCUUGCAUCAAUUCUAAUUUUGACUUUUAAGAAAAUACAGUGAGAAUCUCACAAAAUUAUGCACCAAAUUGAACCCUGCCAGCCGUGAUGUUUAUACCCAAAGGGCUGCUACCCCCUAGGGUACCUAGAUCGAGGAUAAGUGCCUUACAUAUGUACUCUUUAAAAGUUUAUAAUGCUUCAAUUGUGUAAUUAAACAGUAAUCUGAAACGAAAAUAGAAAAUUAUCAAUAAUAAUGAACAAAGUGCUAGCAAUGUGUCUUCAAUAGUAUCUGUCUUGUAAAGACCUUGGAAGGAAUGUCAUUUGAAUAAAUUUUUUACAGGAAUAUUU
Messenger RNA from Pecten maximus, 3784 nucleotides. RefSeq lists its product as uncharacterized. The transcript has 6 exons. The coding region runs from base 81 to 659 and encodes 192 amino acids. Lineage: Eukaryota; Metazoa; Mollusca; Bivalvia; Pectinida; Pectinidae. The record is from RefSeq and is a predicted model, not a curated record.